Molecule: messenger RNA, 474 nt
Organism: Meloidogyne enterolobii
Lineage: Eukaryota; Metazoa; Nematoda; Chromadorea; Rhabditida; Meloidogynidae
Source: the annotation of a GenBank genome assembly
UUUAAUCAAGGUUUAUUUUUGAUGAAUGAUAUCAUUUCAUCACAAAAACAGGAGCAGUUAGGAUCUGAUCAGUUUGCUGAGAAGAGCAGAGAAAUUAAUUCUUUAAUUUCUUCAUUCCCGGAUGGAAUUGUGCCAGAGUCAUUACUCGGGGAUGCUUUAAAUAAAAUGUUCGAUAAAUGGAAUUGCCUGCUUUCGCAAGUUGUUACAGAAGUGGAUCAAACUCAGCCAAUCCCUGAGCAUAUUAAGGAAACAGCAGAAUUUGCCGUUAAAGGGUUUCGAGAUGCAUGUCUUGGAAUGAGCAGUGAACUCACACAUAUAUUUAUGAAUUGGCAGCUUAAAAAUCCUGAUGAACUAACUAAACAGGAGGUUGCUGAUUAUAAAAAAUCUGUUCAACGACAGGAAAAUUUGCUUGAAAAAAUUAAGUACAGAAUUGACGAAGAAAUUGAUUUUUCGCUUCACGAUACAUUUGAAUAA